Necator americanus (New World hookworm) is the source of this 552-nucleotide messenger RNA. RefSeq lists its product as uncharacterized. Lineage: Eukaryota; Metazoa; Nematoda; Chromadorea; Rhabditida; Ancylostomatidae. The record is from RefSeq and is a predicted model, not a curated record. Bases 1 to 552 code for a protein of 183 amino acids. The transcript is spliced from 3 exons.
AUGCUUGCUGAGACGCUGGAUGAAGCCCAGCCUCAAGAACGAGCUGGAUUCCGUCAGGGGUUCAGCUGCUUGGACCACAUCCAGACCGUGUCGAGAGCCAUAGAGGUUUGCUGGGAAUACCGCCUGCCCCUUGUUCUAACCUUCGUCGACUAUGAGAAAGCCUUCGACAGCGUAGGAACGAUUGCAAUACUGUCAACGCUGGUCGAUCAAGCGCUCUGUUACGCAGCGGAGACGUGGGCAGACACCGCUGCCACAUCCAGGAAGCUACUUACUACCCACGUAGCCCUUGAGAGAUGUUUUAUGAAGUUUAACCAGCGCACACAACACCUAGUCGGUCUUCGCAGCUCCGGCUUAAGAGGAAUGUUCCGCCUUCGCGAUCUAGCGGAAUAUGUAUCGAAAGCAAAGCAUAGAUGGGCCGGUCACAUUAUGAGAAGAAUCGAGGACAGAUGGACCAAAAGAACGCUAGAGUGGAUCCCAAGAGAUGCUAAACACCCUCGAAGGAGACCGCCAACGAGAGGGCUGACGUGUUCGCUACACGGAUGGACCAGCUGA